This is a messenger RNA of [Candida] anglica, 1827 nucleotides long. The record is from the annotation of a GenBank genome assembly. NCBI's taxonomy places the organism in Eukaryota, Fungi, Ascomycota, Pichiomycetes, Serinales, Debaryomycetaceae.
AUGGUUGCCAAGAUAGAUAACUUACUAGCAUGGUCCAAGAAAAAUGGAGUUUUGUUGGACCCUCACGUAUCUUUUGAAUAUAGUUCAAAUGCUGGAAUUUGUGCAAGAUAUAAUAGUGAUGAUUCCGCAACCGUUGAUGCGAAACUUGAUGGUAAGCUCAUUCGAUUGCCAUUAGAUUUGGCCAUAACUCCACAAUAUGGGGCCGAACAGCUUGGGGAGUUUGGACAUGACAUCUACAAGAAGUCUUCCAAUGUGAACAGUGUAUUAAAGCUUUAUCUUGCCCAAGUUAGAACGGGGCAACAUUUGCUGCAAGCAUUCCAUGAACCGUAUAUAUCGGCUCUCCCAACAUUAUUUGAAAUGAACUCUCCAUAUGUAUGGACUCCAGAGGAGAAGGCUCUUCUUAUAGGAACCAACCUUGGGAACUCACUCAAGGAAAAUACCAAACAAUUGGUCGAAGAAUGGUGGCAAACAAUCAAUAUGAUUCCUGAAAGUGUUCCCAAGCCAGAGAAUCAUUUUAUUAACAUGAAAUUUUAUUAUGAAUAUAAAUUUUAUUCAGAUAAAGACAUGUAUGACUACUUGAGGGCCAAUGAGGUAGAUAAUUGGACAAGUUUCCCAAAUUAUUUAUGGGCUUCAAUGAUUCUUAAAUCCCGAUCAUUCCCCAACUAUUUAAUUAAGGAAUAUAUGAAGGAUGAUUCUAUAAAGCAAGAUGAGGCAAUGCUCUUACCCAUUAUUGACUUAUUAAACCAUAAUAUGUCAGCCAAAGUUAACUGGUCCGCUACCGCUGAAUUUUUCGAUUUCAAUUCAGAAUCAAUCAUCAAGGAUUCAGAACUUUUCAAUAAUUAUGGAAUGAAGGGUAAUGAAGAAUUACUUUUGGCUUAUGGAUUUUGUAUAGAAAAGAAUGUCGCAGACUCUGCAGCAUUGAAGAUCAAGGUUCCACUUGAAUUACUUCCUAAAUUAGAAUCAAAUGGUCUUACUUUACCUGAAUUAAAUGAUUACACCACAUCAGUGGUUAGGGUAGAUGAACAAAAGAAAACAAACGAAUCUAAUACUAAAGAUUAUUCUAGAUUUGAAGAAGGGUUACUUUAUUUCAUCACAGAGGAGAAUGUUCCAGAGAAUUUAAUUCAAUUAUUCCAAAGUUUAGUAAGAAAUGAUUCAGAACAAUCAACCUCAGAAAUCACAUUGAGAAUGAAAUUGGCAGGCUUGAACCAAUUAAGACAAGCUAUCGAGACCAAGAACGAUGUACUUGCUAAAAUUGCGAUCCCAGCCGCCGGCACAUCGCAGAAUUUGAACAACAUUAGAAUUUACAUUCAAUCUCAACGUAAAAUCUUUGCUUCAUCUAUCAAAAAGAUUAAACAUUUGGAAAAGGAAAUUUUGGGAGAUUCUAAUUAUAAACCUAGACUUGUGACUUUGAAGUCCAUUUAUAAGAAGGAUAUUAAAUUCCAACAAGCGCUUUUGAUUUCUCUUGGUAUUUCAUCCUAUAAUGACAUCAUUGAAUCUCAAUUCCAAGAUCAAUUCUGGCUCUUAUACUUAAUCCGUUGUUUCAAUAAGAAUGAAUAUGAAGAUUCUGAAGAUGUUUAUAUCCCAGAAUGGAUCCAUAAACUAUUUGUCGAAUUAUCAUCACGUGUUGAAGUUACUCCAGCAGAAAUUCUACAAUACAAAGAACUUUACCAAGGUUUAAUUCCACAAUUAGCACAAUUAGUGCCUGAAGUUUUCGGAAAGGGUAAGUGGGGAGUGAACCAGUUGAUCUUGAGUGCUAAACUUUUGGAUUUGCAUAGUUUUGUUCGUGGGAAAGAACAAGAAUGUAUUUUAGUUGAACCAAAAGCUUGA